This is a messenger RNA of Cajanus cajan (pigeon pea), 1649 nucleotides long. Its product is annotated as senescence-specific cysteine protease SAG39. Gene Ontology annotation, molecular function: cysteine-type peptidase activity. Gene Ontology annotation, biological process: proteolysis. NCBI's taxonomy places the organism in Eukaryota, Viridiplantae, Streptophyta, Magnoliopsida, Fabales, Fabaceae. The record is from RefSeq and is a predicted model, not a curated record.
AGUACAUACAAGAGAGAGGUGUUCUGAGAUUUGAGUUGAAAACUAAAAGACUAAUUUAGAAUUCAACGUUAACGUGCAUAUAAGUAACACAAAUAAUCCUGAAUACCAAGGCACAACACAUCUUUCACACAUUUCUCUAACCAGCCUGAACUAGUUGUUCCGUUUAUUCUCACACUACACUAGUUACUGUUGUGCCCAAAGUGUGUGGGUAUCCUCCAAAGUCCCACAUUGAGUAGUUUGUGUUGUGCCAAAGUGUGUGGGUACCUUCCAAAGUCCCACAUUGGGUAGUUUGAAGAAGGGUAGUGGUAGAGUACUACUAUAAAUAAAGGGUGAGGGUUUGUGUUUACUCACCACAACAACAUAGGUUCCUUUGAGUGUAUUGGGAACUUGGGUAGUUGUGUGCAAGUGUAAGGUUUCCAAGUUUUUCCAGAAAACUUGUGUGAGAGGUUUUGCAAUUUUGUCCUUGUAAAAAUUGCUAGUAAAAAUUUGUUUGUGGAUGUAGGCAAGAAGUGCUGAACCACGUUAAUUCUUGAGUUUGUUUCUUUAAUUUGUUUCUCUUGUUGUGUGUGCUUCCGCUGUUGCAGUUUUUAUUUUCCCUCUGGUACCCAACAGUUACCAUGGCUGCCAAAAAUCAAAUCUAUCACAUUUCAUUGGCAUUGCUUUUCUGCAUUGGAUUCUGGGCUUUUCAAGUCACAUGUCGCACUCUCCAAGAUGCCUCCAUGUAUGAGAGGCAUGAGCAAUGGAUGACUCGCUAUGGCAAAGUGUAUACCGACCCUCAGGAAAGGGAAAAGCGUUUCAAGAUAUUUAAGGAGAAUGUGAAUUACAUUGAAGCCUUCAACAAUGCUGCCAAUAAACCUUACAAGCUUGGCAUUAAUCAAUUUGCAGACCUCACUAACGAGGAGUUCAUAGCACCAAGAAAUAGAUUCAAGGGCCACAUGUGUUCCUCAAUCAUAAGGACAACCACUUUUAAGUAUGAAAAUGUGACUGCAGUACCUUCCUCUAUAGAUUGGAGACAAAAAGGAGCAGUUACACCCAUCAAAGACCAAGGCCAAUGUGGAUGUUGCUGGGCAUUUUCUGCUGUUGCAGCAACUGAAGGAAUUCAUAAGUUGAGUACUGGAAAAUUGAUCUCUUUGUCAGAACAAGAACUUGUUGAUUGUGACACAAAGGGUGUGGACCAAGGCUGUGAAGGUGGUCUUAUGGAUGAUGCAUUCAAAUUCAUCAUCCAAAACCAUGGACUCAACACAGAAGCCAAGUACCCCUAUGAGGGUGUUGAUGGAAAGUGCAAUGCAAAUGAAGAAGGCAACCAUGCUGCUACGAUUACUGGGUAUGAGGAUGUUCCUGCCAACAAUGAGAAGGCACUGCAAAAAGCUGUGGCAAAUCAACCAGUUUCUGUAGCCAUUGAUGCCAGUGGCUCUGACUUUCAGUUUUACAAAAGUGGUAUCUUCACAGGUUCAUGUGGAACUGAGUUGGAUCAUGGUGUCACUGCUGUGGGAUAUGGUGUUAGCAAUGAUGGGACUGAGUAUUGGUUGGUUAAGAACUCAUGGGGAACUGAGUGGGGUGAAGAAGGCUAUAUUAGGAUGCAAAGGGGCGUGAGUGCUGCUGAAGGACUCUGUGGCAUAGCUAUGGAAGCAUCUUAUCCUACUGCUUGA